Messenger RNA from Apodemus sylvaticus (European woodmouse), 1612 nucleotides. RefSeq names its product enoyl-CoA delta isomerase 2. The coding region runs from base 372 to 1448 and encodes 358 amino acids. Gene Ontology annotation, molecular function: fatty-acyl-CoA binding. The transcript is spliced from 10 exons. Lineage: Eukaryota; Metazoa; Chordata; Mammalia; Rodentia; Muridae. The record is from RefSeq and is a predicted model, not a curated record.
UCUGACUCCGCCCCCCUCCCGGUCUUGCCCCGCAAUUUCGCUGGGCCUAAAUAAGCCUCUGGGCUCAGUUUGACCUCAGCAUCUAGCUAUGGCGGCAGUGACCUGGAGUCGGGCGCGGUGCUGGUGUCCGAGGUAAGCUUGCAGCUUCGACUGUCCGGCCCAAAGUCGCCAGCGAGGUUUGUUGCCCGCCCACGGAGCCGCCCGCUUUGUCAUCUGGCCUGGCUAGCGGGACAGCAGGAUAUUCAUUUGGCGACUUCCCAGCGAGAGAGCUCUAAAGAGUGACCUCGAAGGUUCUUCCUCUGCUGAGUCCCAAAGGUCUCCUGCAGGUCUUCAGAUUACCAGUGGCCAAACUGCACCUGAGCAGACCAACAAUGAGAGCCAGUCAGCAGGACUUUGAGAAUGCGUUGAACCAGGUGAAACUCUUGAAGAAGGACCCAGGAAAUGAAGUGAAGCUAAGACUCUAUGCACUGUAUAAGCAGGCCACAGAAGGACCCUGUAAUAUGCCUAAGCCGGGCGUGUUUGACUUUGUCAACAAAGCCAAGUGGGACGCAUGGAAUGCCCUGGGCAGCCUACCCAAGGAAACUGCCAGGCAGAACUAUGUGGAUCUCGUAUCCAGUUUGAGUUCCUCAUCUGAAGCCCCGAGCCAGGGAAAGCAUGGAGCUGAUGAGAAAGCCCAGGAGUCUAAAGGUCUCCUGGUAACUUCUGAAGAUGGCAUCACGAAGAUCACAUUCAAUCGGCCCACCAAAAGGAAUGCCAUAACCUUCCAGAUGUAUCAGGAUAUUAUACUUGCACUUAAAAAUGCCAGCACGGAUAACUCAGUCAUGGCUGUUUUCACAGGAACUGGUGACUACUACAGCAGUGGGAAUGACUUGACCAACUUCACAAGUGCUGCUGGGGGGAUGGAGGAGGCAGCUAGCAAGGGCGCUGUGGUACUGAGGGAAUUUGUAAACAGUUUCAUAGAUUUUCCCAAGCCUCUGGUUGCAGUAGUAAAUGGCCCAGCUGUGGGAAUCUCUGUUACCCUUCUGGGACUUUUUGAUGCUGUCUAUGCAUCAGACAAGGCAACGUUUCAUACUCCAUUCAGCCAACUUGGCCAGAGCCCGGAAGCAUGCUCCUCUUACACGUUUCCGAAGAUGAUGGGCUCAGCAAAGGCAGCUGAGAUGCUUCUCUUUGGGAAGAAGCUCACAGCAAGAGAGGCUUGGGCUCAAGGCCUUGUCACUGAAGUUUUCCCUGAAAACACUUUUGAGACAGAAGUCUGGACCAGGCUGAAAACAUACACGAAGCUCCCACCAAACGCCAUGAGAAUUUCCAAAGAGUUAAUCAGGAAAAAUGAGAAAGAAAAACUCCAUGCAGUUAAUGCUGAAGAGUGUACUACCCUACAAGCAAGGUGGCUGUCCGAGGAAUGCAUCAAUGCAAUCAUGAGCUUCGUGACCAGAAAACCAAAGCUGUGAAGACCACCGCAACAGCUAGACUCCUCAAAGGAAGGAUGGGCUCUGAGUUCCAGUGUCGAGAACUUGACUGACCCAUACUUCCCUGUGCUUUUUUCCUUGAUUAACAUAGCAAUUAUGAUGAGAAUUCUUCACAGCACUGAUAAAUAAAACUUUUCAUAAAUCAA